AUGCCUGUGCCGCAUGACGGCGCAGGUCGAGUCAAGCGUGUGCGGGCACUACCAGAGAAGAGCGUGUUUGACGACGUCGUAUAUCUCGGCACGGUCAAACGACAUCAUGCCCCACCGCAGAACGGCGACGACGACGUCGUAUAUCUCGGUACCGUCAACCGAGGUCACACCCUGGAAGAAGCGGUUUGCGUUGGUAGUUCAACCGUCCAGGAUACGGCCGGAGGACGACCCGCGGACCAAAGAACCAAAGCCCGAGCGAGGACUUCGAGUAACCGGGGCCCUUCACGCCCGAAGCGCCCAUCUCACGGAGGCGCUAUAUCGACGCCGCAUCCCCUCCGAAACCGCCGGCGAUCCAACGCGCCACACCGAAAAACCAGGAUCCCUCCUCGCAUAGUGGAUGGAUUGGUCAAAUUGGGUUGGUCGCGACGUUUGGAUAGGGGGCGGCAAGAGGUUUACGGCUCUUUCAGCCGCACCGGUCGCUUUUGUUACUGGCUUGAUAUUGCCAAGUCAGACCCGAUUGCCCAGAAGGACGUUCAAUAUGUCACGCGCUUUGGAGGCAUGACAGCGCAGCAAGUCAAAGCUGAAGUCUACCAUCAGUCGAAGUUUGGGUUUGCAGCCGCCCGCACGGAUCCGGGAGACGAGCCGUUCGAGCGAGGCGGCUCUGGUGUUCCCGGGCUGUCACACGUCUGCACGUAUAGUGUCAUUCUGGUGGCCUACGAGACAUCCAUUAUGACGGCGAGCGCUCACCUCGUCGUUUGUCGACUGAGGACCCCGCUCUUUGUGAGCAUCCCUUCCGCCAUCUGUUGGCGGAACCCGACAAUAGCCAUCACCUCGCCGUCUGUCAACGAGCCCGAGAUGGCCACACCUACCGAGCUGCAGCGGUUACAAAAUGUCCUCGACCGCCACGAAGCUGCCUUCCAGCAGGCCGACGCUACGAUCCGCGAUCUCCAAGCUCAGCUCGCAAAGCUCCAGGCUAUUGCGAAGCUCCGGAUCGACAGAGAUACAAUCGGUGGCCCGGAGGCCCAGUUCUUCUACUUGUUUUCUCGUCUCGACGGCAAGACCAAGGCUUUCGUUCUUCCCCAGCUGAACGCGGUGGAUGCCGACGAUGGCGUUGCCCAUGAACCGCAAACAGUCCAUGGUCAACGGGUCGCAUCUUCGAGUCUCCAGACAAGGCCCGCCGGGCUCAAGAUCGACUUGCCGACCUUAAGAUGGGUACCGACGCCUUCGCCGCUUACCUUUCACGUUCAGCUCAACCUCCCGACCGACUACGAAGGCUACGUUAAGUGUGGAUUUGACCGGCAUCUGGACAAAGACUUCAAGGGCGGAGUGGCGCCUUAG
Molecule: messenger RNA, 1338 nt
Organism: Gaeumannomyces tritici R3-111a-1
Lineage: Eukaryota; Fungi; Ascomycota; Sordariomycetes; Magnaporthales; Magnaporthaceae
Exons: 7
Coding region: 1-1338 (445 amino acids)
Source: RefSeq, a predicted model, not a curated record